This is a messenger RNA of Meloidogyne enterolobii, 273 nucleotides long. NCBI's taxonomy places the organism in Eukaryota, Metazoa, Nematoda, Chromadorea, Rhabditida, Meloidogynidae. The record is from the annotation of a GenBank genome assembly.
AUGAAUAAUUCUGAGAAGGAUGUUUUGAUUCGUCCAAACAAGCCAAGAAAGCAACGAAUUCACAAAGUUAAUUUGAAAAGUUUAGAAAAAUUUUGUAUUGAAUUUAUUGAAUUGUGGCAAUUAAAAGCUGUUCAAAAUUCUGAUUUUUACGCUCUGGAAUGUUGCCAUUCAUUUAUUAAAAGAAAUGGACUUUCAAACACAUUAUCCUCUCAAACAAUCAAACAGGAGGGCUUAAAUGAUUCUAUUAACAAUAAAACACUCGUAUUUAAUUAA